AUGGUGCAUCGUUGUCUGGAUCCCUUGUCGAAUCGGAUGGGAGAAGCAGCAGCAGCACAACUUCCGGCGCACCGUUGCCGGAAUCCCUCGACCAGCCGUCGUACACCCGGCCGGCUCGCGAGUACGAGUCCAGGUACCAUGAGAUGCUCGCCUCGCGAAUCGCCGUGCUGCCUCUACCAGCCUACGCCGACGACGAAGGCCCAGAUCUCCCUUCUGCUGAAACUUUCGAAGCCCUCGUUCGUCCUUAUUUCUACGAUGACGAGCACGCAAGCCCACAAGCUCUUGAGCGGACCAGAUGAUGCGCAGAGACGAGAUGGAGAUUCUGAGGCUGAAGUUGAUUCGUCCUCCUCACUGAUGGAUGAUAUCACCGAGGAGGAUUUCCAGGCAGACGAUGCACGGCUCAGGUCUCACAUAGUACAUGAAGUUGACACCGAGGAUAGAUUGGAUGAAGAGGAGGCGAACAGGAUCAGUCACAAGUAUGCACGAUACCGCCUCAAAGCUUGCCUGUUGCUCAAAGGAGUGCCUAUCGACGAUGCUGCAUUCGACUCCCAGUACCCUCCAGACCUUCCCUUGGACAACCACCGUCUUUACCUGGAAGAUGAAGCCUUGGGCUGGUGGUUUGACUUGGGCACCUCAUCACCCGCGACCUUGAGCGACUAUCAGCGGCUAGUCCCUUGUAAUGAAGGGGGCGUUGAAUAUGAAAGUUGGAGUGAAUACCGAGAGUUUUAUAGCACCCCUGAAACUGAUAGAGAUUAUCUGCUGUACUGGGAAACGAUUGUGAAGGAUCUUAAGUGGAUUGAAGAACAUGUGCUUAAAGCCUUUUCUGAGUGGCAUGAAUUGCAUGAAAAAGCUUCGUGCCAAGCAGUUAGGAUUGCUGCUAGGUUCACAAGCAUUCAUCCGAGGCUAGCAUAUUAUGGUUUCCUGGAGCAUAAACAGAGCACACGCUUUUAUCUCAAGUUCGUGAAAGAACUCGACUCUGUGUUUUUUGAGAUAUGGAAGCUGGUCAAUGCUCAGAUGUGUUUCAGAGAUGCUCUGAAGCAUGUUUAUGAGGAGAAGCAGUUUCCAUUCCGCAAACGUGAGUUGGAACACGUGCUGAGUCACCCUGGCUCGUUGGGACUGGAGGAAAAAUUUCGACGGUGCACGGAGGGCAUCAGUAAGGAAGUUCCAGACUGGAUAGCGCGCGAGUUAAUUUCGCAGGAGGUUAGAUUCAAGUGUGCUCUGCCAAAGAAGUAUGCGCAGUACGCCAGGAAGAAGCUCAAGAUUGCAGAGGUCAUAGGAUUGAUUCCCAAGGCCGAGAUACAAGCCUAG
Messenger RNA from Triticum turgidum subsp. durum (durum wheat), 1308 nucleotides. NCBI's taxonomy places the organism in Eukaryota, Viridiplantae, Streptophyta, Magnoliopsida, Poales, Poaceae. The record is from the annotation of a GenBank genome assembly.